AAAAAUCAGAAAUCCCCAAAUCGAAAAAGAAGGUAACACUUUGAUCAUCUCAUCUUCAAGAAGAAGACUCUUCGUUUGUAUCUUUCGUAAUGCGAUGUGCGAGGACCUUGAUUCUCACUUCAAUUUCUCGUUUCUUGAAGCGAUUGGCGAGUGAUGGCGGUGGACGGUGACGGAACUGACGGAGGUGGAGGUUCUCAACCACCGGGGAACACUGCGGCGGAGGAGGAGGAGGAGGAGACGGAGGUGCGUAUCCAGACGCUGAGUCAGUUUCCUAACAACGAUCACGUUUCUGAUGACUACGAAGAUUUGGAUUUGGAAUAUAGCUCACUCGUAUUAAAAUCGUUAGAGAAGUACUUGCCGAUGGAAAUGCUCACGGCGGAGAGAAUAGUGAAGUACUUAUUCAUGUCAGAUGUUUUGGAGAAGUACAUUACUCGCGGAGACCUUACCAUGGAUAAAAAUCGCAAGGAAUAUAGGCAGAAAAUAAGAUCCAGUUAUCAGCCACGUUUCAGGGAGCUGUAUACUUUUGAUCCCAAGUUGUUUCUGCUUUACUCUUUCCGGUAUGCCAUCACCGCAAACACAGAGGAAAGCUUCAGACGCAUCAUUGCUGAACCGUUUCCCGGUGUUUUCGUCUUUCAAAUGUUUCAGCCUGACUUCUUUCAGAAAUUGAUAAAGGAGGUAGAAAAUUUCAGAUUGUGGACAUUUAUGAAAAAUUUUAAGAUCAGGAAACCAACCUGCAAGACUAUUUACGGUGUUGUGCUUGACGAUUUUGGCCUGGAUUUCAUGCUUAACAAACUCAUGCAGGAAUUUAUCUUUCCUCUUUGCAAAGUAUUCUUCCCUGACGUGUGUGGAGAAAUGUUUGACUCUCACCACGGAUAUUUUGUUGAAUAUGGUGAAAAUAGGAAUGUUGCUGAGUUGGGCUAUCAGAUAGAUGAUUCAGAGAUAACAUUGAAUGUUUGUUUGAGUAAACAAUUUGAGGGAGGGGAAAUAUGUUUCCGAGGCACGCGAUGCAAAAAACAUGCGAAGACAGAUGCACAUCCAGAGGAAAUCUUUGAUUACCGUCAAAUACCUGGUCAAGCUAUACUUUACCGUGGCUGCCACCGCAAUGGUGCCAGAGCGACAACAUCCGGUUAUCGGACCAAUAUGUUUCUUUGGUGCAAAAGCUCUUUGUUUAGGGAGAUGCAAACUUAUCAGAAGGAUUUCUCAGACUCAUGCGGCCAAUGCUCCCAUGAAAAGAAAGAAAAGGAAAGCCAGAUUCUUGCUGCCAAAAGAAAGGAGAUGAUUAGAGUAGAGGGUGAAGCCUAAAGCUUGACGAAAUACAACACAGCAUAUACAAUUGGUAAUCAAUCGGUUAAUCCCUGAAGUGUAUUUGGUUUGCCGUUUAACUCCUUACUUACAAAACUGAGUAUAUGUAGAAUCAUUUAGAGGUAAUAAUAGGUCUUUGUACUUGAAUCUCUUGACUCUGAGAUUACUAUGUACAUGAAACUACCUGUAUAUAAUAUAGAUCUUGAAUCUUCUUGACUGGA
Capsella rubella is the source of this 1523-nucleotide messenger RNA. RefSeq lists its product as uncharacterized. The coding region runs from base 154 to 1302 and encodes 382 amino acids. The transcript is spliced from 9 exons. The record is from RefSeq and is a predicted model, not a curated record. NCBI's taxonomy places the organism in Eukaryota, Viridiplantae, Streptophyta, Magnoliopsida, Brassicales, Brassicaceae. Gene Ontology annotation, molecular function: iron ion binding; L-ascorbic acid binding; oxidoreductase activity, acting on paired donors, with incorporation or reduction of molecular oxygen.